CACGUUACAGCCAUAUUCUUACAGCUAUUGUAGAAUGGCUUUAAAGUUAGGAAUCUAACAAUAAGGACUAAUAACCACUAACCGCUCACUGAUCAGCUGUUUUCUGAACGCAGCCAAUAUUGUAUUUAGGAAAAGAAUAGUUGUAGUUGAUGUUAUUUUUACUAAGAAAAAGAGAAACUUCAUUUUUCGUAGGCAUCAUGUCUAAAUAUUCGUACAGUAUGACAAUACAACAUGCUUGACAAGUUGAUAAUUGUUUAGUAAACGUCCAAGAGUGCAUAAAUUUUCAAGAUAUAAAACGUAGCUUAGGUUAUUUUGGAAUAUUGCUUCGCAUCCCCAUACAUAUCGUGAACGCUGAAGUGAAAGUACAAUAAUUUAAUGAUAUAACAGAUGCAGGCUACUUGACUUCUUGCAUUCGACGACUAUAUUCUUAAUAGCAAUGAAUUCGUCGGAAGGCAACAAGUACAUUUACCAUUUGCCGUUUUUAGAACGAUCGGAGCUUUGCAAAAUAUUGAACCAAAAUGACAAGUGGGAAGAACUAGCUGGUACUUGGAUGAAGUACGAUGUCUUGACAAUACAGAACCUACGAAGAGAAAAGAAUCCUACUGAUGAACUUCUGACACUAUGGGGUCACUACAAUCAUACUAUAACGGAACUGUUUGUUCUACUGGCCAGAAUGCAGCACUAUCAAUCAAUGGUUCCUCUUUUGCCUUUUGUGGAUCAAAAAUUUCAUCAGCUUUUGCACAAUGGAGAGGGUAAUUUGCAGAGAAUGCUGCGGAAACAGCAGACCAACAGGAACACGAAAGAUUUAAAGAUUGGAGCACAGAAUUUUAACGAAUACGCCCAGCCACAGCCAAACAUUCCAAAAGUUGUCGCUAAUGAAAAGGAGCAUUGUAAAAUAUUAAAUCAACCAAUGGCGCAGUUGGCUAUCAAUCGCAGCGACUCUAAUAAUUUGCUUGUGGCUUCACCGGUGGUAGCAGCAGCUCGUGCUUUUUCACCGUCUCGACAGAAUACUGGCAGUAAUGACAAGAAGAUGAAUGAGUCACCAUUACCAAAAACAGAAGCCACUCUGCCUCGUGUGACUUAUAGUGAAUUAGGUAUUGCCACAAAUGGAUGGAACAAGUAUAAUAUAUUAGGCAAAGGCGGAUUUGGAACAGUGUAUAGAGGUACUUGGAAAAACACUGAUGUGGCAAUAAAGAGGAUCGAACGGAAAGGACGGAAUGGUUCCGAAAGAGAAAGAGAGGGUUACAUGGUGCAGCUGCAACAAUCUCUCAUAGAAAUAAAAAUUUUAGAUUCUCGUGCUCAUGAAAACAUCUUACCUUUAUACGCAUAUAGUUUCGGCGGCGACGCGCCGUGCUUGGUCUACCAGUUGAUGAGAAACGGAUCUUUGGAGGAUAGACUACUAGUAAGAGAGAAGACCAAACCGCUUACAUGGAUACAGAGGCAUGAGAUCGCCAAAGGUACAGCGCGUGGAUUGCAAUACUUACACACCAUCGGUGAGAAACCUUUGAUUCACGGUGACAUUAAAAGCGCUAAUAUUUUGUUGGACAAAAAUUUUGAACCAAAGAUUGGUGAUUUUGGCUUGGCACGAGAGGGUCCUGAGAACGAUAGCGACAGCGAUAUGCAGGUCAGCAGAAUCAAUGGGACACGACCGUAUUUACCCGAAGAUUUUUUAUUUGAUAAGAAGUUAUCAACGAAAAUAGACACAUAUAGCUAUGGAAUAGUGUUAUUCGAAAUAGCGACGGGUCUUCGGGCUUAUGAUGAUUCGCGUCCUGAGAACAAAUAUCUACGAGAUUUCAUUUUCUCUUGGGAAGACAAAGAUCUUUCUCUUCUAAUAGAUAAAAAAGCCGGUGGAAAGGAUAGUCAGGUUUAUGGAAAUUUAAUAGUAUUAGGAAAAUGGUGUGCUCAGCGAUACGCACAAGAUCGACCGGAAAUGGAACUUGUUUUCCGAAAAUUGAAUGAUUUAUAAGUUUUCACAAUCAUAUGGUGCAUCACGUCUCUUUGAAAGGAUUGACUAUAUACAACUUCCAAGUUUGAAUUACAAUUGCGGGAUCAGAUAAGAGGAGCAUUGAAGCAUGUAAUAUAUUAAGCCACAAGUGCAAUUAAUUGAAAAAGAAACAAAUUUUGUAAUAUAUAAUAUGUAUGUAUAUAUACUAAAAUAUACUAAAAGAAAAUAUUAAAAGAGA
This is a messenger RNA of Odontomachus brunneus, 2183 nucleotides long. RefSeq names its product pelle-like serine/threonine-protein kinase pik-1 (gene pll). Gene Ontology annotation, molecular function: protein kinase activity; ATP binding. Bases 437 to 1966 code for a protein of 509 amino acids. The transcript is spliced from 4 exons. The record is from RefSeq and is a predicted model, not a curated record. NCBI's taxonomy places the organism in Eukaryota, Metazoa, Arthropoda, Insecta, Hymenoptera, Formicidae. Gene Ontology annotation, biological process: protein phosphorylation.